Molecule: messenger RNA, 1646 nt
Organism: Brachypodium distachyon (stiff brome)
Lineage: Eukaryota; Viridiplantae; Streptophyta; Magnoliopsida; Poales; Poaceae
Product: F-box protein At1g10780
Exons: 3
Coding region: 100-1356 (418 amino acids)
Molecular function (GO): protein binding
Source: RefSeq, a predicted model, not a curated record
CCCGAAUCCCCCUUCUCCUCUUCCCCACCCACCCCAACCCACGCGCCCCCAUUUCUCCUCCAUCUGCAUCUCGUGCGGCGCUGACAAUUCAUCGCUCGCAUGGAGUGCGACGGCAUGAACUCCGUCCCCGAGGGCGUCCUGCAGCACAUCCUGUCGACGCUCAACAACGCCCGCGACGUGGCGGCGUGUGCCUGCGUCUGCCGCAGCUGGCGGGAUUGCGUCCCCUUCCUCCAGGCGCUCUUCUUCUCGCGGAACGCCUUCGACGCGUCCGCUGUGGGCGCGGAUGAGGCCAUCGGCCGGAUGGUGGCCGCUGCCACGCGGCUCAGGGAGCUGACCAUCUACUGCCGCUUCUCCAUCGGUAGCCUCCCCGCCUGGCUCGCCACGCGGAGCGACUCGCUUCGGGUGCUCGAGUUGCGGAUGGACGCGGCGGCCGACAAGCCGGCGGACGGCGGCCUUGGUUGUAUCCCCCUGGCGACGGGCCUAGAGGAGCUGAGGCUCUGGGGCGUCUCGCUGAUGACCGCGCCGGCAUGGGGGCGGCUGGAGCGACUCCGCGUGCUGGAGAUCGUUGGCUCGUCGCUGCAGGAUAGCGCGGUCACGGACGCCCUCGCCGCGUGCCCCUACCUCACCGACCUAUCGUUGCUUGGCUGCGACUGCUCUGGCGAGGUAUCCAUCGAGCUAUCCCUGCUCCAGCGCUGCCGGCUCGAUUUCCUUGCCGGCGGCAACUGCUCGCUCUCGCUCUCCGCGCCCCGCGUUGAGUCCCUAGAAGUCCAGGGUUUCUCCUGGAUCACACUGCAGGGUGGCCACAGCCUCCGUCGUCUCUCGAUCGCCAAGAGCAUGGGGAGGGUGUAUAAGGUGUCCACUGGGAAGCUCCCAGAUCUGGAAUACCUUUCUAUGCGUGGCGUCCAGUGGAGCUGGGCUGCCAUCAGCUCGGUGCUGCAGUGUGCGAGCGAGGUGAAGCACCUGGUUAUGAAAAUUGAGUUCAGCGGUGACUUUGAUGUGCUCCAGCCGUUCCCAGAGGUUGAUUUGGUCGAGUUCUUCAACUGCCACACCAAGCUCCGCAAGUUUGAGAUUCAUGGUGCUAUGUUUGCUGCACUAUGCCAGAAAAAUAGCCUGAAAAACUUGGAUUCAAGAUUCUACAUCCCUUCCUUGGAAGAAGUUUUGAUCACUGUCAGGUCGCCUCUCAAUGCUGAACAGAAGCUGAACACUCUUGAAUCCCUUAUGAAGUACAGUGUCAAGCUGCGGUCAAUGGUCAUCAGAAUCUCCCAGAUGAAGAAUUGCCAUGAUGUUGCUGAUGAUUUCUUUGAGGAGAUAUGUAAGUUCAAGCACAUAAACUACAAGAAAGUGCGUAUUGAGUAACGGGAGAUGCUGUGAUUCAUUCUUCAAUUUAAUUUGAUAAAGGACAUCAUUCUUUUUACCAUAUUCCCUGAUUCCAAUUGUUGUCAUUAUUGGCGGAUGCCUGUUUACCCCUCCUGAAUAAUUUAUCAAGUAAUGUUGUUUACUUGAUGUUCAUUUAGUCGGUAGUUUGAUGACUUGAGCUUGUUGACAAAUUUUGAUUGGGUUGCAUACCCUGAUUUAAAUUAUUGUCAUUGUUGAUGGAUGAUGCCUGUUUCAGUGGUCUUGAGUAAUUUAUGAUGUUAUAAUGUUUA